Caenorhabditis briggsae is the source of this 1248-nucleotide messenger RNA. RefSeq names its product Protein CBR-MRPS-5 (gene Cbr-mrps-5). NCBI's taxonomy places the organism in Eukaryota, Metazoa, Nematoda, Chromadorea, Rhabditida, Rhabditidae. The record is from RefSeq and is a predicted model, not a curated record. The transcript has 6 exons. Gene Ontology annotation, biological process: translation. Gene Ontology annotation, cellular component: ribosome. The coding region runs from base 1 to 1248 and encodes 415 amino acids. Gene Ontology annotation, molecular function: RNA binding; structural constituent of ribosome.
AUGCGAAGAUCUGGACCUGAACUGUGGAAAACGCUAACGUCGGUCUCAAAAUCUGGACAGAAGAAAGGACGUCGUAAUACAAGACAGCCAGUUCGACCACUCAGCAGAUUUUAUCGAAUUGGAUCCAGUCCCAUGAAAGUCGAAUUCGCCGGGUUGAAUGCUCCAAUGCGGCUAAAUGACGAGAGUUUGAUGACAAUCGCAGAGCAGACAGAAGACGAGAUCAGAGACUUGAUGGGUGGAACAAAAAAGAUUCUGGAAGAGAGAGACACAGGAAAAAAGAAGCGUAAUCGCGAGAAACUGCAUCCAAUGGAGCGUGGAUUCUCUGGAACCCAACUUGUCGGUCAGAAGCUCGGUGCUCCGCCUCCAGUGGAUGGUGUCAACUUUGAUGAUUUUGAAACAUAUUGUCUUGAAGUGAAACGCACUUCCAACAUGACCAAUGUUUUCGGAAGAGUUCACACAAUGUCAGCUCUUGUUGUGACUGGAAAUGGCCGUGGACUCGCCGGCUACGCUGUAGGAAAAGCUCCGAUUCACCGAACCACAACUGCCAUCAUCAAUGGAAUAGGAAUGGCGUCUAGGAAGAUCUUCCACGUGGAACUUCAUGAAGGACGUACCAUCUACCAGGACUUCUAUGCUGAGUGCCGUAACACUCGUGUGUUUGCUCAACGUCGUCCGCGUGGAUUCGGAUUAACUUGCCAUCCCCGUUUGAUCAAGAUUUGUGAGGCCAUUGGAAUCAAGGAUAUCUAUGUGAAGGUUGAGGGGUCCACGAAAAAUUAUUUGGCGCUGACUCAUGCUUUCGUCACCGGACUUCUCAAUCAAGAGACUCAUCAACAGUUGGCUGAGAGGAAAGGUCUUCAUGUCGUUGAAAUGUCCCCGUCCCGUCAUUUCUUGCCUCAGAUUGUUGCGUCACCAAUUUCAACCGAACUGAAAACCGAGGAGACUUUGGAGGCACUUGAUCGGCUGAAUCUUGAUGAUUUCUAUGGUGAAGGACGUUACCCGUUAAGAAAACCAAAAGCCCUUCCAUUCUUUUCCAAUCUUGAGGGCCAUUUGGACGCCAGGUGGAGGAAACAUCCAUUCCGUAACCAGGAAUCGACAAUGAUUCGUCUGAUCGCCGAUAACAUGGUUCCUCGAUGGACGCGUGAUGCUCGUGCGGCGUGGGCGGAACAAAGAAACGAACGGAUGACGACGGGUGUUGAGCCAAUGCCACUCGGUAUCGGACUCUCGCAUGUGGUCCCAAAAAAGGAUGACUAG